CUGGAAUCCAUGGACUGUUCCUACGCAGCAGGCCUAGUUCGGGUUCGAAUGCGAUCGAUCGAGAUGCUCUCCGAAAGCAGGCCCGAACAAGCUACCCAAGAACGGCAGGCAUGACAUUUUUGCAUUCGUGAUCGGUACAUAACGUGCAUAGACAAAGCACAAAUUGCCCGGUGACUACUUAAUGCCAGGAUUCAGGGGAUUGCGGAACCGAAUAAAUCAUUAACUAGUUCGUUAGUGCCUCCGAUUCCGUGUCAAGAUGCGGGGAAGCUCAUGGUGUAUGGACACGGAAACACGAGUCAGGAUCUGGCCGGGCCAGCUAGCAGGCAAUGGCUUAUGGUUGACAGUACUACAGCUCCUUCAGUGGCCGGCUAUUCUGGAGUUUGACCGAGGUUGUGACAAGGUUUAUAUGCCAGCCUAUUGCACCACCACUUUGCCUGGCUCACAUCUUGACUAUAUAUCAUCCUCUGUAGAUCGAAAUGGGCUCUAACGACCCCCAGAUGACAUUCCACUGCGACGCGUUGAUCGUCGGCGCCGGGUUCAGUGGAAUAUACGGCCUCCACAAACUGCGCCAGCUCGGCCUCUCAGUCCAGGUCUUCGAAGCCGGGGGCGACCUGGGCGGAGUAUGGUACUGGAACCGCUAUCCGGGUGCGCGUGUCGACUCGGAAUGGCCUUAUUACCAGCUCAGUCUCCCAGAAGUGUGGAAGGAUUUCUACUUCACCGAGCGCUUCCCCGGGAGCGAAGAAAUCAGAGGGUACUUUGCGCAUGCAGACCGCGUUCUCAACCUGAAAAAGGACAUCCAAUUCAAUGCACGAGUUAACUCGGCAACCUGGAAUGAAAGUACAUCUCGGUGGACAGUCACCACGGAGGCAGGGCAUGUAGGUGUGGCCAAGUAUCUCUGUCUGUUUACCGGGCUACUCCAUCGACAGUACUUGCCCGAGUUUCCAGGCCUGGAAACAUACAAGGGGGAGGCUUACCACUCGACUGCCUGGCCUGAGGAUGUCGAUAUCACUGGUAAAAGGGUCGCUGUCAUCGGAGCUGGUGCAACUGCUGUGCAAGUGGUCCAGGAAGUCGCUAAAAAGGCGAGCCACCUGUCGAUGUUCAUGCGACGACCCAGUAUCUGUCUUCCCCUGGGAAAUCGCGAGAUGUGCAAAGCAGAGCAAGACGCGUUCAGGCCAUACUUGAGGAUUCUGUUCGAUGCUGGAAGGAAAUCUUCCUCAGGACUACCAACACCGCCGCCCACCAAGGGCAUCUUCGACCUUGCAGACGCCGAACGCGAUGAGUAUUAUGAGACCCUAUGGAAGUCUGGCGCAUUCCACUUCGCCGGAGGCAACUUUCCUGAAAUAUUCUUCCACCGACAGGCAAAUCGCAUUGCUUAUGACUUCUGGGCGAAGAAAACACGCGCACGGUUCAGCAACCCUAUCAAGCGAGACCUGAUGGCACCCCUCGAGCCUCCUUACCCAUUCAUGACUCGGCGGUCGCCGUUAGAGCGGGAUUUCUACGACGUUCUGGAUAGGGAUCACGUCGAGAUUGUGCCACUGCUGCAGACGCCCUUUGAGACAUUCACCGAGACUGGCAUACAAACAGCAGACGGUCGCCUUCGCGAAUUUGACUGUGUCAUCUUCGCGACUGGAUUUGAAAGCUUCUCCGGGUCGGUGGCAAAUAUGAACGUCAAAAGCAAAUAUGGUGUAGAUAUGAAGGACGCCUGGGCUAACGGCAUCCGCACAUACCUGGGGAUGUUGGUUAAUGGCUUCCCCAAUUGCUUCCUGAGCUACAGUCCACAGGCACCAACUGCACUAUCCAACGGGCCGACCAUCUUGGAGUGUCAGGUUGAUUUUAUAGUGGACGCAAUCGACAAGAUGGAGAAGGAGGGCCUGGCCACAAUCGAACCCACGGCAGAAGCAGAGGAACAAUGGCGCCAAAGGAUCGUAGAUGCCAGCAGCGCGACUCUUCUUGCGGAAACCGAUUCCUGGUGGACGGGGACCAACAUCCCUGGGGCGAAGAAGCAGUUCCUGACCUAUAUUGGUGGCAUUGGCCGCUAUGAAGCAGAGUGUCGAGAUGCUUUACAAGAAUGGAAGGGGUUUCAUGUCCAGAAGGCUGCAAAAGGCCCUGCCAGAAUCUGAGUAUCAAGUUUUGUAAUCCUCUGCCAGGCUGAUAUUAUGUAUUGAACAUUUAUCAGUGGUGUGUGCAUAAUGAAUGAGCC
Molecule: messenger RNA, 2200 nt
Organism: Aspergillus versicolor CBS 583.65
Lineage: Eukaryota; Fungi; Ascomycota; Eurotiomycetes; Eurotiales; Aspergillaceae
Product: flavin-containing monooxygenase
Exons: 3
Coding region: 477-2120 (547 amino acids)
Molecular function (GO): flavin adenine dinucleotide binding; NADP binding; N,N-dimethylaniline monooxygenase activity
Source: RefSeq, a predicted model, not a curated record